CCACAUGGUGACAGAGGUCAGAGGCUUCACUGACUCACAGAAGGAGGAGUACUUCAGGAAGAGGUUCAAAGAUAAGGAGCUGUCCAGCAGGAUCAUCUCCCACAUCAAGACCUCACGAAGCCUCCAUAUCAUGUGCCACAUCCCAGUCUUCUGCUGGAUCACUGCUACAGUUCUGGAGGAUGUGUUGAAAACCAGAGAGGGAGGAGAGCUGCCCACCACCCUGACUGAGAUGUACAUCCGCUUCCUGGUGGUUCAGACCAGAGUCAAGAAGGUCAAGUAUGAUGGAGGAGCUGAGACAGAUCCAGACUGGAGUCCAGAGACCAGAAUGAUGAUAGAGUAUUUGGGAAAACUGGCUUUUGAUCAGCUGCAGAAAGGAAACCUGAUCUUCUAUGAAUCAGACCUGACAGAGUGUGGCAUCAAUAUCAGAGCUGCCUCAGUUUACUCWGGAGUGUUCACCCAGAUCUUUCAAGAGGAGGGAGGACUGUACCAGAACCAGGUGUUCUGCUUUGUCCAUCUGAGUGUUCAGGAGUUUCUGGCUGCUCUUCAUGUCUAUUGGGUCUUCAUCAAGUCUGGAGACAACCUGAUGGAAGAACAACAAACAUCUUCUUUGUUGUCUAAAUUAUCAAAAAAAAUUAUACCAAAAGAUUUAUGUCGGAGUGCUGUAGAUAAGGCCUUGCAAAGUCUAAAUGGACACCUGGACUUGUUCCUCCGCUUCCUCCUUGGCCUUUCACUGCAGACCAAUCAGACUCUCCUAAGAGGCCUGCUGACACAGACAGGAAGUAGCUCACAGGACAAUCAGGAAAUGGUUCAGUACAUUAAAAAGAAAAUCAAAAAUAAUCAGUCUGCAGAGAAAAACAUCAACCUUUUCUACUGUCUGAAUGAACUGAAUGAUCGUUCUCUGGUAGAGGAGAUCCAACAGUCUCUGAAGUCAGGGAGUCUCUCCACAGAUAAACUGUCUCCUGCUCAGUGGUCGGCUUUGGCCUUCAUCUUACUGACAUCAGGAAAGGAUCUGGAGGUUUUUGAUCUGAAGAAAUAUUCUGCUUCAGAGGAGGUUCUUUUGAGGCUGCUGCCAGUGAUUAAAACUUCCAACAAAGCUGUACUUGCUGACUGUAACCUCUCAGAGAAGAGCUGUAAAGCGUUGACGUCAGUUCUCAGCUCCCAGUCUUCUAGUUUGAGAGAGCUGGACCUGAGUAACAACAACCUGCAGGAUUCAGGAGUGAAGGCYCUUUCCUCUGGAUUGAAGAGUCCACACUGCAAACUGGAAACUCUCAGACUUCAAUUCUGCAAGCUUUCAGGUAAAUCUUGUGAAGUGCUGUCAUCAGUUCUCCGCUCGCAGACCUGUGCUCUGAUGGAAGUUGACCUGCGCAACAACAACCUGCAGGGUUCAGAGAGGAAGAUGGUGCCUGGUGGACCAGAGAAAUCAAARGGGACUCUUGAAAUUUUCAGUGGGGGAUCUGCCGGAGUUCGAUGGUUGCAACCAGGACUGAGGAAAUAUUCACAUCAACCUAAAUUCGACAAAGACACYCUGAACAGAAACCUCAAACUGUUMGACAACAGGACAGUGGUUUAUGUGGAGGAGGUGCAGCCAUACUCUGAUCACCCAGACAGAUUUGAUUUUGAUCCUCAGCUUCUGUGUAAAGCUCCUCUGAGUGGUCGCUCUUACUGGGAGGUGCAGUGGAAUGGACAAGUAUCCAUAUGUGUGAGCUCCAGAGGAAUCCACAGGAGUGGAGACGGCAGAGACUGUGUGUUCGGAUGCAACUCUCACUCCUGGAGUCUGAGCUGCUCUGAUGAAGGUCGUUACUCUGCCUGGCACAAUAACAGAGAAACACCCAUCUGCUCCUCCUCUGUCUGUAACAGGGCAGCAGUUUAUGUUGACCUUCCUAACAAUGUUCUGUCUUUCUACGAUGUCUCCUCUGACUCUCUGAUCCACCUGCACACCUUCAACACCACGUUCACUGAACAAGUUUAUCCUGGGUUUGCCCUCCUGUCCUCUGGUUCCUCAGUGUCUCUGUGUUCAGAAUGAAGAGUCUUAUGGGGACCACUUGGUUAUUUCCUGUAAGGUUUGGGUUUGAUCAGUUCUGCUGCUUGACACCAGAUUUGUCUCGAACUUUUUAUUGAAUUGUUGCAUUUUUAGUGUAGCCUGAGUCUUUAGAUUGCAGGCUUCUGGCGUGUUAGUGCCUUUAAAAUGAAAUAAUAUUCAUUUAAAACAUCUUGUCUUACUCAGCACUUAGAUAUCAGUUUAUUUAUUAACCUGCCUCGUGUCAUGGGGGUUGGGUCUCGGUCCUCCACAGUCACUA
Molecule: messenger RNA, 2297 nt
Organism: Austrofundulus limnaeus
Lineage: Eukaryota; Metazoa; Chordata; Actinopteri; Cyprinodontiformes; Rivulidae
Product: protein NLRC3
Exons: 5
Coding region: 5-2023 (672 amino acids)
Molecular function (GO): protein binding
Source: RefSeq, a predicted model, not a curated record